Molecule: messenger RNA, 537 nt
Organism: Gongylonema pulchrum
Lineage: Eukaryota; Metazoa; Nematoda; Chromadorea; Rhabditida; Gongylonematidae
Source: the annotation of a GenBank genome assembly
AUGAGUUUCUUCCGUGUGGCGCUUGCUUCGAAUUAUGCGCAGCCGCCGCCGCCGCCACCCCCGUCGCCUGUGAGAGGACCGAAUUUGCCGGGAAGCGGCGAUCAGUUAUCGAAACCGGAGACAAAUAAGAACAAAUGUCUGGUUGCUAUUGACGAGCUCAUUGGCAUCCUUACCCACACAUCGAACGCGUUGACCGAUGCACAGCGCAGGGAAGGCACAGCAACGCAACUUCAGGAUGAUAUCGCCGGGACGGUCGACAAAUUAUCCGGAAUAAUCAGCCGAGUGUAUCAGUUCCGUGAGCAGAGGGAAAUGCAGCUGGCCAAUGCCGCUUCUGAUGAUGCUGCUGCUGCACCAGAAAGCCACGGUCAUUGUCUGAGUGCACUCGGUAACCUGAAAGAGCAGAUCCAGGAAGCAUACGGGGAGGUAUACACACGCGCCGAGGACAUCGGCGAUGCAAAACUCAUGUAUUCCUAUGGACGCCUCAUGGGCGCCAUCAACAAAUGGGAACGCAUGGGGAAACCGGGGAGCAGCGCAUAA